AUGUCUAAGUGCGGUGAGACCUCUCAUCUCAGAUGUGAGAUAAGAGUCGGCAGACUCUCAAACUUCGACCUCGAUCUUCCAGGCAACCCGUUCAUCAGAUACUACGUAUUCGCGGGUCACGGGAGAAGAAUUCGCAUCGACACAAAGGAGGUCAUUCCCACCGGCAACCCAUGCUGGGAUGAGCUCGCAACCAUCGAGUGCCAGGGAUCGUCAGACCCGGUAAGAGAGCUACUCGAGCCACACACAGUGGUGUUUGAGCUACGACGGAGGAGCAGGAGGAUCCCACUUCUUGGAAGAUUCACGGGGUCUAAGCUCCUGGGAAUGGCCGAGGUCGCAUGGAAGGAGGUGUUGGCCUCGCCGGACAUGUCGUUGAAGAGAUGCGUCAGGUUCGCCUCAUUGAGUUCUGAGUUUUAUGGGCUCAAACCACCCUGCUUAUCGGUGGAGAUGAAGGUCGAAGCUGUGAAAUCACUGAGCAACAAGCAGAGGAGUGGCCGGAGGCCGGCCAUGGAGGGGUGUGCUUGCAGGAGUAGCGAGCGUUUUGGGAGCGAGGAGGACAUCCUCCUGGCUGCAGCAACACUAAAUGUAUGGUAG
Musa acuminata AAA Group (dessert banana) is the source of this 591-nucleotide messenger RNA. RefSeq lists its product as uncharacterized. The transcript has a single exon. The coding region runs from base 1 to 591 and encodes 196 amino acids. NCBI's taxonomy places the organism in Eukaryota, Viridiplantae, Streptophyta, Magnoliopsida, Zingiberales, Musaceae. The record is from RefSeq and is a predicted model, not a curated record.